Messenger RNA from Prorocentrum cordatum, 617 nucleotides. The record is from the annotation of a GenBank genome assembly. NCBI's taxonomy places the organism in Eukaryota, Dinophyceae, Prorocentrales, Prorocentraceae.
AUGUCGAAGCAGACCGACCACGAGAAGAUCACACUCCAGUGCUCGCUCAAGGCCACUGGGAAGCUGUUCCCAAAGAUCGACAGAACAAGGCUGACGGACGAGAAGGUGGUCACCAAGUUCAAGCAGAUCCUCGAUGCGACAGUGAUCCCCGACUGGUGCACCAGCCUAGACCAGCGCGCUUAUUUUUGCGCGCUCAGCAUCGUGGAGGCAGCCGCUGCGGCACUGCCCAAAAGCCAGCGCAAGAAGAUGCAGGAGUACAUCUCCGAACAGACCUUCGCUUUCAUCACCGGCCGACGUCGACUCGCCAAGCCAUUGCGGAAAGCAGCGCAGCGCGGGCGACAUCGCCGCUUAGUUACCCGAAGGAUCUCUAGGGAGAGAGCCUACUCCAUCGAACGCCCGACCAUAAGCUUACCGACAAAGUGCCUCGACCAGCACUACCGCGGAUUUCUACGACUCGCUGCGGAAGCUCAGCGCGCGAACGACAGCAACGACUACAAAGGCUUCUUCGACGCUGCGCGAGACUGGUACAACGACACUCGGAACGCAUCAUCACGACUGGUCGACGACGACUACGACGUGUUCCUCAACCAGCAAGCGACGCGCGCAGCAGAGGCGAG